AUGUCAAAUAUAUACACUCUAAGGGCCUUUUUCUGUGGUCAGUGGUCCUCAGCAGUACGACUUGAUGGAAAAACAGUGAUUAUUACCGGUGCAAACACUGGCAUUGGCAAAGAAACUGCACAUGAUCUGGCAAAAAGAGGGGCCAGGAUCAUCAUUGCAUGUAGAGAUAUGCAAAAAGCUGAGGCUGCCCAAAAGGAGAUAAUUGAGGAGUCUGGGAACCAAAACAUAAUCAUCAGGAAGCUUGAUUUGUCUGACACCAAAUCAAUCAGAGAGUUUGCAGAGGGAAUUAACAAGGAGGAGAAACAACUCAACGUUCUCAUCAACAAUGCAGGUAUCAUGAUGUGUCCCUACUCUAAGACAGCAGAUGGCUUUGAGAUGCAGUUUGGGGUCAACCACUUGGGCCACUUCCUGCUUACCUUUCUGUUGAUUGGUCUACUGAAAAGGUCAGCACCAUCCAGAGUUAUCAUCCUCUCGUCCAUGGCACAUGCAUGGGGCUCCAUACAGUUGGACGAUAUCAACAGCGAGAGGCGCUAUCACAGUAGGAGGGCGUAUGGGCAGAGCAAACUGGCCAACAUCCUCUGUGUUCGCUCACUGGCCAAAAGACUCAAAGACACAGGUGUGACGGUGUAUGCCGUACACCCAGGCAUAGUGCGGACAGAACUGAAGAGACACAUGAACCUUGGUUUACUCAUCAUGUGGAAGAUCGUCAGGCCUUUCACCAAGACAGCCGUGCAAGGAGCCCAAACCUCCAUCUACUGCGCGGUGGAACCAGAGCUAGGAACAGAGAGCGGCGCGUAUUACAGUAACUGUGGGAUCGGGAGCUGCACGAGAGCUGCCAGAGACGACGAGAUGGCGGAGAAACUGUGGGAGCUUAGCUGCAAGAUGCUCGGAAUAACCUGGGAAUGA
Chanos chanos (milkfish) is the source of this 906-nucleotide messenger RNA. Its product is annotated as retinol dehydrogenase 12. Lineage: Eukaryota; Metazoa; Chordata; Actinopteri; Gonorynchiformes; Chanidae. The record is from RefSeq and is a predicted model, not a curated record. The transcript is spliced from 7 exons. The coding region runs from base 1 to 906 and encodes 301 amino acids.